Paramisgurnus dabryanus is the source of this 1200-nucleotide messenger RNA. RefSeq lists its product as uncharacterized. Lineage: Eukaryota; Metazoa; Chordata; Actinopteri; Cypriniformes; Cobitidae. The record is from RefSeq and is a predicted model, not a curated record.
UUUUCUGAUCUGUCCACACCAGAUCGGGAAGCUGUGAAGGAGGUGCUGCCCGGCCUUCGCAGAGUCAGCAUGCCUCACAUCACCCUGACCACAGACACUCGUAGGCGGCCGAGGCGUACUGCGAGCCAGCACCCGUCGCGAUGCAGCUUCACGGACCGCGUUCAGGCGAACGGAGACGCCAUCGCCCAGCAUGAAAACGGUAAGACUCCGCUUGUCAUUGUAACCUGCACUACUUGCCACAUGUACAGUUUAGCUUCUUCCGUCAGCAUAGAGGGGUUUUCAUGUGCUAAGUGUAUUGAAGUAGUAAGGCUGACGGAGAAGGUUGCUGAACUUGAAGCGCGCAUCCGAACGUUAGUUGAGGACAGUAAGACCGCUAAUGUUAAUGUUACAAACACUGUUUCGGGUGCGCCUAGUGUUAAGCGUAAUACACAUGGCUCGGUUCCGACUUCAGAGUCAAGGCGGCUGACUAACUGGGUGACUGUCAGGCGGCAUAGUCACAUUCGGCACCCAAAUCACGCUCCUGUUUUAAUAUCAAACAGAUUUUCUCCACUCAGCAAUACACCGGCUGAGACGUCUGUUAAAAGUGCCCUGGUUAUUGGAGAUUCUAUACUCAGGAACGUUGACAUUGAGGCACCAGCCACCAUAGUCGAUUGUAUACCGGGAGCCAGAGCGUCUGACAUUAGAUCCAAAUUAAAAGUGCUGGCUAAUGCUAAACGUAAGUUUUCUAAGAUUGUUAUUCACGCCGGCACGAAUGACACCAGACUCCGCCAGUCGGAGAUCACAAAAGAUACUAUUAAAGAGGUGUGUGAAAUUGCAAAAACAAUGUCAGACAAUGUAAUUUGCUCUGGUCCCCUCCCCGCCUACCGGGGGGAUGAAACUUACAGUAGAUUAGUGUCUCUUCAUGGCUGGAUGUCAAAGUGGUGCCCUCAGCAUAACGUAGGGUUUAUAGACAAUUGGAAGCAUUUCCGGGGAAGACCUGACCUGCUAAAGAGAGAUGGCCUCCAUCCGUCUCCGGAAGGUAGUGCUAUACUCUCUAGAAAUCUGACCAAUAGUCUUACUUUUGAUAUAGUCUGACUAUCCAGGGCCCAGGUCAGGAAACAGACAGAUAGGCUUACCCAUCAGUCUGUUAGCUGCCUUGACAUGUCAAGAUCACAUAUAUCCCAGCACAUAGAGCCUUUUUUACCAGAGUACCAACACAUC